CCGUCAGGGGGACCGCCGUGGUGCUCGGCGCGGCCUCGGGAUGGGCUGAAGGAGGCGAAGCAGGGCCGCGAGAGGCAGGUGCCUGAGAGAACGCGGGCACGGCGAGGUUACGUGGUGCUGUGGCUCUGGGUUGCUGCUUGCCCUGUUGCACCAUGCAUUCCCUGGUAUUCCUCUGUGCACAGAAGGUUGUCUCCCACUACGCUAUCCUGCACGAUUCCUUGGGAUUCCUCCCGAAAGAGCUCUAUCCUGUCUUGUUCAAGGCAGCCUUCAUGGACAAGAGGACUCCGUCACUACAACAGUUAGUGCAGACUUGGCCAUUCCCAGUCCUCAGUUUUCAGAAGCUCUUGCGGAAGUGUCAGCAUUGCGAACGUGCCCUGAUCCGGGAGAAACCAAACAAAUUGUGCAUCCAGGCGGUUAUUUUGGGGUUGGUGACAUACCUGAUCAAGAUGCUUGAGGAUCGACGCUGCAUUAAGAGCAAGGGGCAGCGGCUGCAGAUUCUGGAUAUGACUGGCCUUCAGGAUGAAGGGCAGGGCCCUGAAAGCAUGAGCCUCUGGUCCAGAACAGUCACGCUGGCGAAGGCUUGCCUUGACAUCUCCAAGCAACAGAGCAAGUGUGUGAAACGGGCGUCCAAGAGGCGGAAAGGCCCCCACAACAACUCUGUGGCCCUGCCGGCCCCUCAGCCUGUGUCCGUGGACGUCUGGGUGGACCUUUUUGUGAACAGCACCUCCUACGGAGUCCUGAAGGAUGCUUUGCAGACCAACAGCAACAACGCGCUGCAGCUGAGGUGCCGGGACUUCCGGGCAGAGGAACUCUCCAUUGCCAGUACCGUGGGGCUCUUGGAGUUCCUGGACCCAACUGGGGUCCGUCAGGUGGACCUAAGGUUCAACAACCUCGGGCUGUCUGGCUUGAGAGUGGUCCUCCCGCACUUGGCCAAGUUCACAAAUCUGGCGAGCCUGAAGCUGCCCUACAGCAACAUUGACGUGAGGCGCCUCACGGUGGGCAUGGAAGGGAGCCUGCAGUACUUUGCCACCCAGCUCAGCCGCCUAACCCGCCUCAAGGAGCUGAACCUGGGCUCCUCCAGGCUUUCGGGCAAGCUAAGGCAGCUGCUAGGAGACUUGCAAAGCCCCUUAGAGAGCCUGGAGCUGGCCUUCUGUUACCUUCUGCCCAACGACUUCGCCUACCUGUCUCAGAGCCUCCACACACCUGCCCUGAAGAAGCUGGACCUCAGUGGGAACAACCUCUCGGACAGCCUCCUCCAGCCUUUCCAAGGCCUGCUGACCGAGGCGGCCUCCACGCUGCUCCACCUGGACAUCAUGGAGUGCCGCCUGAUGGACACCCACCUGAAUGUGCUCCUCCCCGCCCUGUGCCGCUGCUCCCGGCUCCGCUACCUGGGCGUGUUUGGCAACCCCAUCUCGGCCAAGGGGCUGAAGAACCUGCUCCACAGGGCGGUGGGCCUCUUGGACUUGAAGCUCGUCAUCUACCCCUACCCCGUGGACUGCUACGGCGAAGACUUGCCAUGGCCCCCCACCUCCUCCAACCUGCUCAAUGGCUCUGUGGAUGAGGAGAAGUUCGCGCGGGUCAGCAACGAACUCCAGCAGAUGCUGCUGAGUGCGAACAGGGCGGACACCAUCUGGACCACGAACCUUUGCCGCCACAAUAGCCUGGACUAUUUUAGCUUAUAGUCCUGCUGGCGUCCCUUCACUCUUGCCAAUAGACAUAGAAUGUGCCCCCUCCCUCGCCCCCGCCUCUCUUUCCCCUACUGCCACUUCUCUGCCCACGCUCCCUGUCCACAGUGUAGUGGGGCUGGCCUGGCGCUUCUAGACCCAAAGGUAUGCCUGGGGUAGCGUUGGAAGCCGUGGCUGUGCUCUUGGGCUGGCAUUUCAAAGAACCAGGCGAGAGACUACGCGAAGCCAUCAUAGCCCUAUUCCGAUCUUUCUCCUGCCUGGGAGUACCACAGAGCUGUCCCUUAGCGUUAAGGGACAGGUGGAUGGGACAGUCUUGUAUUUUAUUUUUAGUCAGCAGAAAGAGUCCUGCAGCGAUUGUGGAAGGGACAACAUGCAGGCGAGUAGCGAGAGAGGAGCACAUGGUGUAUUUGCACCUUGGUUAAAGACCAACGCCAGCACUGAAUGCCAGGUCAAAACAUAUAUCUCCCUCCCCCCCCCCGACUUUUUUUUAAUUAAAGCCCUUUCUAGUGCAUGCAGCAGUAUCUGGGAGUAGAUUUUGUUUUGUUUUGGGGAGGGUUUUUUUUUUUUACAUCUAUUUUGUAACCUCUUAUUUAGAACUUAACAGAGUGUGGGUAUCCUCUUUCCUGUGAGUUGCUGUGAGUGUCUGCGAUGAAGGCCAGUUGGACGCUUUAAAAGUUUAUAGCAUUUGGACUCUCCCUUGAAUGGACUAGGUGGAGCAAGCCCUCCUGCUUUUCCGGAAUCUGGGAGACCGAAUCCUAGGCAGGGCAAAAGGCAGGGAGGUGAGGCUGUAGACGUAACUUCGGACGUGAAAUAAAAGUUGAUUCAACUGGGA
Molecule: messenger RNA, 2517 nt
Organism: Elgaria multicarinata webbii
Lineage: Eukaryota; Metazoa; Chordata; Lepidosauria; Squamata; Anguidae
Gene: LRRC14
Product: leucine rich repeat containing 14
Exons: 4
Coding region: 153-1682 (509 amino acids)
Cellular component (GO): cytoplasm
Molecular function (GO): protein binding
Source: RefSeq, a predicted model, not a curated record